GCUGCGGCGGGUCCAGGCCAGGCGACGGGGCCCUUCGCCCGGACGAAAUGGUAUCCUUAGGUGGCGAGCCAGAGCUGACGGCCCAAAGCAGCGGUGCUCCUUUCCCAAGCAGGGCACCGGAGGCCAGGAAAUCUGAAAGAUGACAGUUACAACAUGGAGAAAAAAAUCCCACAGUGUGAAAAGUGACCUUAUGCCAAAGCUGAUCCCUCCCAUUUUGUUUUUGCUGCUGGCUAUCCUGCUGGUGAACCUGGUCCUCUAUCAAUACCUCAGCAAUGUCUCUGUUUCCUAUGGAAAGACCGACAUGGGACUCGGCGUUUGUCCAUACGGUUACUUCCAAUUAGGUACCCUGAAGAACUGCUCGCCAUGGUUGUCUUGCGGGAUCAUAGGAGGAGAAGUCCGCAAAUUGAAACGCGUGGGUGAAGGUGCUGUGAAAAGGGUCUUCCUUUCUGAGUGGAAGGAAAACAAAGUUGCUCUUUCACAGUUAACAAUGCUUGAGCUACAGGAGGACUUUCUUCAUGGACUGCAGAUGCUGAAGUCUCUACAGGGCAAGUAUGUGGUCAAACUCGUUGGCUUUUGUGCGGAGGAUUUCCUGAUUCUAACUGAAUACCAUCCCUUUGGCUCCUUGAAGAAUCUGAAUCAGGUACUGAACUUACCAAAGUACAAGGUCUUCAACACAUGGCAUCGCAGGUUCAUGCUGGCUAUAGAUUAUGUGAGCAUCAUCCAUUACCUGCACAACAGUCCUCUGGGCACCUUUGUGAUGUGUGACUCCAGUGACUUAGAUAAAGUACUUUCGCAGUAUUUACUAACAAGUGACUUUCACAUUGUUGUAAAUGACUUGGAUGCCUUGCCCCUUGUGAACAGGAGUGCUGGAGAACUGGUCAGGUGUGGCCAUCAAGAGCUUCAGGGUGAGUUUGUAGCUCCUGAGCAGCUUUGGCCUUAUGGACCGGAAGUGCCAUUUGAAGACAGCCUCAUGCCACCAUAUGAUGAAAUGACAGACGUAUGGAAAAUCCCUGAUGUUACAAACUUUCUGUUGGGAGAAGUAGAAGGGAGUGACCUGGUCAGGUUUCAUUUAUUUGAUAUCCAUGUGGCAUGCAAGAAGAGCCCAGCCGAAAGGCCGUCUGCUGAGAAGGUUUUGGACUCAUACAGGAGAGUUCUAACAUCUCUUGUUCGAGGAACAGUAAUGCCAGGGACCAGGGACAUGUUAUAGGAAUCUUGUAGACUAUGUUUGGCACCACGGCUACACUUGCCACGUAGUCUUGCCUGCCUAUAAUGAAAUGUACACAGGGCUGUAACUAAGGGGGGGGGGAAUAAUCUCUCUGCUUAUUCAGUCUCCUAAUCAAUAUCGUCCUCCCACUGUUUUCUACUGUCACCGGUUUCUAAAGAAUGGGAGAAAAAUAUCAAUGAUCUAGGUUUGAAAAAUUACAAUUUUUUAAUCUAAGAUUUCCUUGCCUAAAUCAUAGACUUGGCUUGCUAAAAGGAGUUAGAUAAUUGCACAUGGUACUUUUCUGUUCUCGUUCCAUUUCUUAGUCAUAGUCUCUGCCUACUGUCUGGUAAAACUGCACAUUCCAGUACAAAAUUAUUAUACAGGGAUCUGUUUCUAUGUAGCAGGAUCUGAAAAUGAAGUGAGUUAGAUGCCUGAACUCAGCUGUCAUCAGUAUAGGAGUAGGUUACGUUUUCAUAGAUGAGUGCUAUGUCCAGAACACUGCUGCCCAGUGCGGGAGGCAGAACUAAAUGCUAUGAAGGAAACUCUGUAAGAUCACGGAGCUGAUGGUUUGCAUUGCAGGUGCAUCUGGUUUUCUUAAGCAUUACUGUAACUAAGGGAGGUGGCAACACUCCCUGCUUAUUCACUCCCCGAUCCAGAUAGCCUCAGUCUGGCCUGUGGCCUCUGCCUCUGGUGUUGCAGAGCUCUGUUUGCUUUGCUCUGAGGUCUUCUGGUGAGCGGCUUCUAGGCUGUUCUGGAUACCGAAGACAAGGGCGCCAUUACUGAAGCUGAGUAAUUUCUCCCUGGCCAGGAGUCGGGAGGAUGACCCCAGGAGGACCCUGAAACCAGGACACGAAGGCCCUGCUCCUCAGUGCCUCCACCGCUCCUUCAGCGAAUUCUCUCCUUUAGCCCCCAUCGAGCAUCCGUACAAAAGGCUUCCCCUUUUCAUUCUGCCAUGGGCACAUUCUCUCUGGCAAUAUAUAGCCUCUUGGCCAGCCUUCGCUACCUCUCAGGCUCUGAGCCCCACUGGUUCAUAAUUAGGGACCAAUGAGAAUGGACAGUUGACCAGUCAUUUGUGGUUUCUGUUUGGGUGUCUUUUUUCUUCUUCCGGAAAUGGAGGGGGGAAAUGUCUCAAUUUUACUCAAGUCAGUUUUGGUGGCUGGAAACAGGAGAGGCCUUUACAGGACUCAGAAAAGGGGACUCUUGAGGAAUCAUAUUUUCUUUUUGAUGGUCCUGGUGUGAAGAAAAGCUCUUAUGAAGAGAUUUUGAGGUGGCCUUUUGAACGCACCCAAAAGGAGGGCAGGAGGGUCUCUCCAGGGAAGGAGGCUCCAGAGAACUCGUAGAGAAGGGCUGCUCGGUCAGCGUCAAAAAAGGCCACUCAACCCCCAGGGUAGUUUAGGCACACUUGGAUCCUCUUCAGCUCCCCGGUCAGGGUCAGGAGAGGAUCAUGGCCUUCUGCGGCAGCACGGUAACCACCAUCCCACUUCCCCACAGCCCGGAUCCCUUCCUCAGUACCAAAGGUGAAGUCUCCCUCCUCACAGACUUUCUGGCCACCCCCACAGCCCAUUCUUCCUCACUUCCCACCAGGACUUCCCAGAAAUGGCGGCCUGCUCUGAACCCCUCACAGCCCAGCACAAUACCCCACGUGUCAAAUCUCUCAGGAUUGUUGGGCAGGGCUUGAGCUUUUUCUCCAUCUCUCACGCUUUUCUGACCCUCAGACAGGAUAAGUUCGGGAUGGGCCGUGUCUGGAUACAGAGUCACAUUCGCUUUCUGCAGGUCAGAUCCAGAAUUUAGGGUGUCUUUGAAUUGCUUCUUCAUGCCCUCCAAAAGGGGAUUUAAAUCCGAUAAGUCCCAGAUGCGCCACUUCAGUGCAAGAGGAAAAGCCACUGAAUGUUUGGGUGUCUGCCCCCCUUCUGUAAAGGUUCUCCCCCUCCCUCACGGGUGUCAACAUCAUAAGUGAUCUUCAUGGGGGAAAUAACUGGGAGGCAGUUGCGGGUGAGAGAAGAUUCAGCCUCGUACGUGCCCACCCGUCCACCUGUUUGCACAAAUGCACGUUUGGGCAUAUGUUUUGCUGAUACACUUGCUGACCCUGCUCUGUGAGAGAUGCAGGCAUGGGCUGCCGCCUUGCCCCAUUAAGAGGCUCACAAGCAGUAAAUGUCAUGGCUGUCUGGGGCCCACAUAACUAACUGCUGGGGUGCCGUGGCCUAUUCAGGAUGAUGAUGCAAUUCUGGGCAUGCUAAAGGGGUGAGUGCAGCAUUUUCUGGGGCUGGUCUACGCAUUGCCUCCGGCCCUGCUUUGAAGGGAGUGCCAGCCAUGACGCAACUGCACUCUCCCACCCACUGUGGCCAGCUUGCCAGAGAUUAGGAGACUCCCCUUCCCCAGCUCCAGAAAGAGGAGGCCAUGUGGGGGGAUGGGAUUUCUCAGUCCUCCUGGGCUUGUGCCUCCAACAGCACUGUUCCCAAUCCCUAGCCAGAAGUUCACAAAUGGCUGACUUAAUCGAAACUGCACUGACCACAGGAAGUAAUGAAGGAAACCUGUAUUUCCAUCCUUUAUUUUUAAAAACUCACAACAUCCUUGUGAGGUAGGUUAGGCUGAGAGUGUGUG
Molecule: messenger RNA, 3805 nt
Organism: Gekko japonicus
Lineage: Eukaryota; Metazoa; Chordata; Lepidosauria; Squamata; Gekkonidae
Gene: POMK
Product: protein-O-mannose kinase
Exons: 3
Coding region: 140-1207 (355 amino acids)
Biological process (GO): protein O-linked glycosylation; carbohydrate phosphorylation; protein phosphorylation
Cellular component (GO): endoplasmic reticulum membrane
Molecular function (GO): carbohydrate kinase activity; ATP binding; protein kinase activity
Source: RefSeq, a predicted model, not a curated record